CGAAACACAUUUCUCCCCAUUCAAUGACCACCACGUCGUCGCUCCGUCCCCUGCAACCCUGCGACGCGCUCCAACGAGCCACGUGGUAACCAUGCAUUGGUUCGUUAUCAGAACCUUAACCUUCUGUAACAUCGUCCUCAUAUUUUCCCAGAAAUAUUAGGAACAAAGUAAUAAAGAUAAUAUUUAUAUCCAACGGUGAAAGACAAGUCCGGUUCUCAUCAUCGCCCGCAUAUUUCUUUUUCGCUUUAUUAUUUGAUCCUUUCUUCUAUUUUGUAUUACGAUCCGACCUUUUAGGGUUUUCCGAAGAAAUCUUCUGAAUCUGAGGUUGAUAUCCAAUUGUAGAGCUUUCGUGUGUCCACUUUGAAGCCAAAUCAUAAAGUGAUUAGUUACACCAAAGAAAUAUGUCAGCAUCAAGGAAGGACAUGGACCCUGCUUUCCAUGGUGCAGGAACAAAGGCUGGGAUGGAAGUAUGGCGAAUUGAGAAUUUUGCGGUUGUUCCUAUCCCAAAAUCUUUUCAUGGAAAGUUCUUUACAGGGGAUUCAUAUGUGAUUUUGAAGACGUCUUCCCUGAAAAAUGGUGCUUUGCAUCAUGAUAUCCAUUAUUGGCUUGGUAAAGAUACUACUCAGGAUGAAGCUUCGACUGCUGCCAUCAAGACUAUUGAGCUUGAUACAGUUCUUGGUGGACGUGCUGUUCAGUAUCGUGAGGUACAAGGAAACGAGACAAAGAAAUUCCUGUCUUACUUUAGACCAUGUAUCAUUCCACAACAAGGUGGAGUGGCAUCUGGAUUUAGGCAUGCUGAUGUAAAUGAGCAUGAGCAUGAGACUCGUCUAUAUCUCUGCAAAGGGAAACAUGUUGUCCACAUAAAAGAGGUUCCUUUUGUGCGGUCAUCCCUCAAUCAUGAUGGUAUAUUCAUUCUGGACACAAGAUCAAAGAUUUUUCAGUUUAAUGGAUCCAACUCAACCAUUCAAGAAAGAGCUAAAGCUCUUGAGGUGGUCCAACAUAUAAAAGAUACUUUUCACGAUGGAAAGUGUGAGGUAGCAGCUAUUGAGGAUGGCAAGUUGAUGGCUGAUGCUGAUGCUGGAGAAUUCUGGGGCUUGUUUGGUGGCUUUGCUCCUCUUCCUAGAAAGGUAUCUUCCGAGGAAGCAAGAGAUGUGGAUACCAUUUCUGUGAAAUUACUUUGUGUUGAGAAUGGGCAGCCAACACCUGUUGAUGCUGAUUCAUUGACAAGAGAGUUGCUAAACACAAAUAAGUGUUACUUGCUGGAUUGUGGUAUUGAAGUCUGUGUGUGGAUUGGCAGAAAUACAUCACUUGAGGAAAGGAAAAUUGCAAGUGCUGCUGCGGAAGAAUUAAUUAGUGGACCUGACAGACAAAAAUGUCAUGUAAUUCGUGUUGUUGAAGGAUUUGAGACUGUCAUGUUUCGUUCAAAAUUUGAUACAUGGCCACAGACAGCUGGUGCAGCUGCUUCUGAAGAUGGUAGAGUUAAGGUUGCUGCCCUUUUAAAGCGCCAGGGGUUGAAUGUGGAGGGUCUUACAAAGUCUGAUACUUCAAAGGAAGAGCCUCAGCCAUACAUUGAUUGCACAGGCGAUUUACAGGUUUGGCAUGUAAAUGGUGAUGAGAAAGUGCUUCUUGCAUCUUCUGAUCAGACAAAAUUUUACAGUGGAAAUUGCUAUAUCUUCCAGUAUACAUAUUCUGGUGAAGAUAAAGAGGAAUAUCUAAUUGGUACUUGGUUUGGGACGAAGAGUGUUGAGGAUGAGAGAGCUUCAGCUAUAUCCCUCUCUGGAAAGAUGGUUGAAGCCUUGAAGUCACAGGCUGUUCAGACUCGUCUUUAUGAAGGAAAAGAACCUAUUCAAUUCUUUUCAAUCUUCCAGAUCUUUAUUGUUUUUAAGGGUGGGUUGAGUUCUGGAUAUAAGAGAUUUAUCACGGAGAAUAGCACUGCUGAUGAGACAUAUUCAGAAGAUGGUCUUGCACUUUUUCGAGUUCAAGGUUCUGGACCAGAUAACAUGCAAGCAAUUCAAGUUGAGCCGGUGGCAUCUUCCUUGAAUUCAUCUUACUGUUACAUAUUGCAUAAUGAUACAACAGUUUUUACAUGGUCUGGAAGUCUUACUACCUCAGAGGAUCAAGAUCUUGUCGAGAGACUGCUAGAUCAAAUAAAGCCAAAUAUUCAGUACAAACCACAAAAGGAAGGGACAGAAACUGAACAGUUUUGGGGUUUACUAGGAGGUAGAUGUGACUAUUCCAAUCAAAAGAUUGUCAAGGAACCAGAAAAUGAUCCUCACCUAUUUUAUUGUGAUUUUUCAAAAGACAAUUUAAAGGUUACAGAAAUAUUUAAUUUUACCCAAGAUGAUCUGAUGACAGAAGAUGUAUAUAUCCUCGACUGUCAUUCUGACAUCUUCGUUUGGAUUGGACAAAAGGUGGACACAAAGAUAAGAUCACAAGCUCUAAAAAUAGGAGAGGAAUUUCUUGAACAUGAUUUUCUUCUUGAGAAAAUAUCUCGAGAAACUUCGAUAUUCAUAGUCACAGAAGGAAAUGAGCCACCAUUCUUCACUCGUUUCUUCACAUGGGACUCUGCAAAAUCAGCUAUGCAUGGUAAUUCCUACCAGAGGAAGCUUGCCAUAGUGAAAACUGGAGUCACUCGACCUAUUGAGAAGCCAAAACGGCGUGUACCGACAUCUGGUGGAAGAAGUGUAACAGAUAAAUCUCAGCGUUCCAGAAGCAUGUCCUUUAGCCCAGACAAUGUUCGUGCAAGAGGAAGAUCUCCAGCUUUCAGUGCGUUAGCAGCGAACUUUGAGAAUCCAAAUUCCAGGAAUCUUUCAACCCCUCCUCCAGCUGUUACCAGACUUUAUCCAAAGUCUACAAUCCCAGAUUCUGUAAAACCAGUACCACGUUCAGCAGCAAUUGCUGCUUUAACUGCAUCUUUUGAAUCUGCAAAGGAAAGUGUUGAAUCAAAGUCAUCCAGAGGAGAUGUGAAAUCCAAGGUUGCUCAAGAAAGCAUGGAGGCCAAUUCUAAUGAGAAUCCAAUUUCAGCGAGUGGGAGAAACGAUGACCUCACCAUUAAAGAAGAGAUGAAUGAGGGGGAAGAUGAAGAUGAUGGAGGGCUUCCUAUAUUUCCUUAUGAACACCUAACUACAUCGUCCAGCGAUCCUGUUGCCGACAUUGAUAUAACCAAGAGAGAGGCUUACUUAUCUUCAGUAGAGUUCAAAGAGAAAUUUGGCAUGAAAAAGAGUGCCUUUUAUGACCUACCAAAAUGGAAGCAGAAUAAGCUUAAGAUGGCAGUUCAUCUAUUUUAAUUCUACCAUCUGCAUUCAGUUCUCACGACAUGUUGAAACCUCAGAAGAGUACAUUGGCUUUGUGUUCGUACACACCCACAUGCACUUGCGGUGGAAACCUAUCAGCAAUGGGCUGUUCAAGUGCUUUCUCAGCUGCUUCUUGAUUUAGAUAGUUUAUGAGAUUUUACCGUUGGCAUAGAUUUGUUUAUUCCUUUUUUGGGUCAAAAAUUGUCUUCUCAGCUUUAUUUUUUUUUCGUAAUAUGUAUCUUUCAUUUAUUAGAGAUAAAGGCAGUGAGCAGACCAAAAUUUUAUAGAUUGUAAUUUUUUUAUGGUAUGACCGAAAACAUCUUAUGAGGAAUGAAAUAAAUGUUUUUUGGUUGGUG
Molecule: messenger RNA, 3649 nt
Organism: Musa acuminata AAA Group (dessert banana)
Lineage: Eukaryota; Viridiplantae; Streptophyta; Magnoliopsida; Zingiberales; Musaceae
Product: villin-5-like
Exons: 24
Coding region: 402-3287 (961 amino acids)
Biological process (GO): cytoskeleton organization; actin filament severing
Molecular function (GO): actin filament binding
Source: RefSeq, a predicted model, not a curated record